UUUACAACUAGUGUCAUGCAAACGUACAUCCGCCCGAUAUUCACAUUCGCUGGAUUCCUCUUCCCCCGGAUGAGAGAGGCAAUCAGCGCCCUAGGCACUCUCACCCAAGCCGCGGAUGCAGCAGUCGAGAACCGUGUCCUGGCCGAAAAGCGCGGCAAUGAACAAAAGCCCGAUAUACUAUCCGAAGCGUUCAAGGUAUAUCAUGAGCAGGGAGAGAAUCCGCAUUAUAAUCUUGUGGAUGUGAAGAUGGAGGCUUUUGGCGCGUUCUUCGGAGGGAGUGACACCACUGCGAUCGCAUUGUCUGCGACACUGCAUAAUAUCAUCAAGAACUCACACAUCUACACCACCCUAGUGGAGGAGAUCAAUAACGCGACUGUGAACGAUGAACUGAAUAUUCCUCGUCUCACUUAUCAUGAAGCGGUGAAACUUCCCUAUCUCAACGACUGCAUUAAAGAGGGAAUGCGACUCCAUCCCAGUGUGGGCUUGCCGCUUCCUCGCCAGGUGCCCAGGGAGGGGAGACAGGUCGGGGGCUACUGGAUCCUGGGUGGUGUUCGUAUUGGCAUGAAUCCUGCAGUGACUCAAGUAGAUCCGUCUAUCUUUGGGAAGGAUGCGAGCACCUUUAAUCCGGACCGGUGGCUUGGUCCUGGAGCAGAUGAGUUGAACCAGUACAUACUUCAGUUUGGCGCAGGAUCAAGAACAUGCAUGGGCAAGCAUAUUGCCCUCUGCGAGCUCUACAAGGUCAUUCCCGAAUUACUCCGAUCCUUCCAUCGGAAGCUGUCCGGUGAAGAACUGCAAAAUACCUCAUACUGGCUUUAUAGCCUGGACAAGGUUAAUCUGAAAGUUAAGCGUCGAAGAUCGUCGAUCCCUGCAGCCGUGGAAUGCUAA
Aspergillus ibericus CBS 121593 is the source of this 885-nucleotide messenger RNA. RefSeq names its product cytochrome P450. Lineage: Eukaryota; Fungi; Ascomycota; Eurotiomycetes; Eurotiales; Aspergillaceae. Gene Ontology annotation, molecular function: oxidoreductase activity, acting on paired donors, with incorporation or reduction of molecular oxygen; iron ion binding; heme binding. The annotation marks the transcript as partial. The record is from RefSeq and is a predicted model, not a curated record. The transcript has 4 exons.